Messenger RNA from Menidia menidia (Atlantic silverside), 6722 nucleotides. The record is from the annotation of a GenBank genome assembly. NCBI's taxonomy places the organism in Eukaryota, Metazoa, Chordata, Actinopteri, Atheriniformes, Atherinopsidae.
AUGACCAGGAACAGAGAUCUGGCUCCGUGCCUGCUCCUGGGAGCCAGCUCGCCACCUCUCUGUGAGAGCUCAGUCCCCGUCCCAAGCAGCUGCUGCCUUUCAGGGUCCUCGCCGGUUGCACUGGAUGAAAACUGUGGGAUAGGAAAAAGAACUUGGCGAUCACACUCUGAGAAAGGAACGGUAGCUGCUGAAGUCAGAAAACAAGUUUCCAGAGACUAUGGAUCACCUCAGAUGUCCAAGAAACGAGGAGGUGCACAUCACCCUUUGCCCCUGACGGAGGUGGUUGAGCCUGUGGAUUUUGAGGAGUAUGUAAGCAGCCAUGCUCCUGGGGUGGAGCCCGGCCCUCUUAGACAACUAAUGGAGUUCCCCCCGGAUGACCUGGAACUCUUGCCGCUGAAAAAGGAGUGCACUACUCUGGAGCCCCCUAUGCCGGAGGAGGAUGAGGACUCAUUGGAUCCCAGAGUCAGGGACGCCUUGGCCGUCUACACGGAUGAAUGGCUUGUCAUUCAAAGGAAAUACCAGCACUACAGCACCACAUACACCCCUCACAACUCGGAGCGACAGAGGGAGAGGCAGCGGGGGCUGGUCAAACAGACCUUUGAACUGGAUGAGGCUGCUGCUGCCGAGCGCCAGGAAGACCAGGAUGACGCAAAGCGGCGGUCAAUAGGCCUGGAUGAGACCCCUCGGGGCAGUUGGGCCUCCAGCAUCUUUGACCUGAAGAACUCCUCCCCAGAUGCUCUGCUCCCAUCUGUGUUGGAGCGCACAGCUGCAGAGGACAUGGACCGCCGCAACACUGAGGCCCGGCGCCACGGGCGCCACACCGACCUGCUCGGCCUGUACGCCCCCCCCGACGAGGAUGAAGCAGUGGAGAGAUGCUCUGUGCCUGAAGUCCCCAAGGAACAUUGUGGCCAGAGGAUCAUGGUCAAGUGUCUGUCUCUGAAGUUUGAAAUUGAAAUUGAGCCAAUAUUUGGAUCUCUUGCCCUUUAUGACGUGAAGGAAAAGAAAAAGAUUUCUGAGAAUUUUUACUUUGACCUGAACACGGAUCAGAUGAAAGGGCUACUCAAGCCUCAUACCCCUCACGCUGCUAUAUCCACUCUGGCCCGUACUGCCAUUUUCUCCAUCACAUACCCCUCUGCUGACAUCUUCUUGGUCAUUAAGCUGGAAAAAGUCCUUCAGCAAGGAGAUAUUGGAGAAUGCUGUGAGCCCUACAUGGUCAUGAAAGAAUCAGAUUCUUCCAAGCACAAGGAAAAGCUGGAGAAGCUACGUCUGCAGGCAGAGCAGUCCUGCAGUCGUCUGGGCCGUUUUCGCAUGCCUUUUGCCUGGACGGCCAUACACCUCCUCAACAUCGUCAGCGUUGUGGGGGGUCUAGAUCGGUCUGACCCAGACUCUGACUCUGAGCGAAAAGGCCACGGGACCUGGAAUGAGAGGAAGAAAAAGGGUAUCGAGAGAAUGAGUGUUGGGGACGAGACGUGUAACUUUGCCACUUUCCGCCCAGCAACACUUACCGUCACUAACUUCUUCAAACAGGAGGGGGAUCGUCUGACUGAUGAAGAUCUCUACAAGUUUCUGGCUGACAUGCACAGGCCAUCCACCAUUCUUCGACGACUCAGGCCCGUCACAGCUCAGCUGAAGAUUGACAUCUCCCCAGCGCCAGACUCGCCUCAUUACUGUCUGUCACCGGAGCUGCUUCACGUGAAGCCCUAUCCAGACCCCCGUGCUCGUCCUACCAAAGAGGUGCUGGAGUUCCCCGCCCGUCACGUAUACACGCCGCACACCACGUACAGGAACUUGCUGUACGUUUACCCACAAAACCUCAACUUCAGCAGUCGUCAGGGGUCAGUGAGGAAUAUCACCGUGAAGGUUCAGUUCAUGGCAGGAGAGGACCCCGGCCAAGCUUUACCGGUCAUCUUUGGAAAGUCGAGCUGUUCCGAGUUCAUUAAAGAGGCGUAUACUCCUGUCAUCUACCAUAACAAGUCCCCUGAGUUCUACGAGGAGAUGAAGAUGAAGAUUCCUGCCAAUCUGACAGACAACCACCAUUUGCUGUUCACCUUCUAUCACAUCAGCUGCCAGACCAAACAGAACACCCCGCUGGAGACCCCCGUGGGCUACACUUGGAUACCUUUGAUGCAACACGGCCGACUACGCACCGGCUCCUUCAGCCUCCCGGUGUCUGUGGAAAAGCCUCCACCCAGCUACUCUGUUCUCACGCCUGACGUUCAGCUCCCAGGCAUGAAGUGGGUGGAUAAUCACAAAGGAGUGUUCAAUGUUGAGGUGACGGCAGCCUCCUCGGUUCACACUCAGGACCCCCACCUGGAUAAGUUCUUCACUCUGGUGUAUGUCCUGGAAGAGUACUCCUUCCCCUUCCGACUUAAGGAUGUCAUCAUAACUGAGGCCAACAUGGAGGGGGAGCUGAAGGCCAGCAUGGCGGCACUGAGAGGUGCACUGCUCGACACCUGUGUCCGGUUUCUGCAUCAGCUGCUCAACAAACUCAUUCAGCUCAUCGUAUUUCCCCCUGUUAUUGGUGGCCAAAUAGUUAAUCUUGGUCGGACUGCUUUUGAAGCAAUGGCUUUGUUGGUCAAUCAGAUCCACAAAAACCUGGAGGGUAACCAAGACCAGCAUGGCCGCAACAGCUUGCUGGCAUCUUACAUUCAUUACUGUUUCCGCCUGCCCACUGCUGAACCUGCAGUGCCUCCAACAGGGCCCCAGUCCUAUGAAUUGCCCAUGCAGUAUGCUACCUUGUCCAGGGCAACAGCCCGCCCAAGCAGUUUGCUCCUGUCCCGCUCGAAGAGUAUUAGCAACUCCAACCCCGACCUGGCCAGCACACCAGUUUCCCCUGACGAGGAGGUCCAGAGGAUUAUAGGAACCAAGGGCAUUGACCGCUCCCACUCCUGGGUAAACUCUGCUUAUGCCCCUGGGGGCUCCAGAUCAGUGCUACGCCGGAACCCAAACUCCAGCUGUGAGCUCAAGCAGGCAAGCGACUACAGCUGCAAUCGCAUGUCUUCCUAUCUGGACAGCGUGGCCUUGUUUUCAGUUCCCACAAGGCAGAUUGCUAAGAAGUUGCUCCAUGAGGAGCUGGCCUUGCAGUGGGUUGUCAGUACCAGCGCGGUGAGGGAGGCAGCACUGCAGCAGGCCUGGUUUUUCUUCCAGCUCAUGACUAAGAGCAUGGCUCAUCACUUGUUCCUGACCUCCAAACUGGACGUCCCCAGGCGUCAGCGUUUCCCAGACCGCUUUGUGGAUGACAUUGCUGCGCUUGUGUGUGCCAUCGGGGCUGACAUUUCCAGCCGAUAUCAUAAGGAUGUGGAGCUUGUGGAGAGAUUGAACAGCAGCCUGGCCUUCUUCCUGAACGACCUGCUGUCUCUCAUGGACCGGGGCUUUGUGUUCAGCCUCAUUCGCUCCUACUACAAACAGAUUGGCAACAAGCUCCACACGACACAAAACCCCAGCUCGCUGAACGCCCUGAGGAUGGACUUCACCCGUAUUGUCUGCAGCCAUGAGCAUUAUGUCAUCCUCAACUUGCCCUGUUCAACUCUGAGCCCUCCAGCCUCUCCUUCUCCUUCUACCUCAUCCACCACCUCACAGGGUUCAGCUUUUUCUAGCAUGGUGCAGGACCAAGGAGUGGCCACCAUGUUUGAGCUGUCUGUCCCUUUUCGCCAUCAGCACUUCCUGUCAGGCCUGCUGCUGACUGAGCUCUCUCUGCUUCUCGAUCCUGAUGGUGAAGGGGUUUUCUUCCUCCAUAAGAAAGCCAUCAGUGCUGUUCAUUCCCUGCUGUGCAGCCACGAUGCAGACUCUCGUUACAAGGACCCUCAGGUCAGAGCGCACAUUGCUCAGCUCUACCUGCCUCUCAUCCCCAUCGUCAUGGAGACGUUGCAUCAGCUCCACGACUUCUGUGACUCCUCGCCUGCUUGGGCCCGCCAUACUUCAGCCCACGCUGAUGAUGCUGACCCAGACAGUGGAAACACUAUCAGUCAGUCUGUUGCCAUGGCGAUCGCUGGCUCCCCCUUACCGCAUGCCAAAGCCAACCCAUUUGCACUGCCCUCUGUGGCUGGGCGCCCGUCCAGCUCUCUGUCUGCUGAGUGCAGCAGGACCCUGCUGGUGUGUUUCCUGUGGGUGCUGAAGAAUGCAGAUGCAGCUCUGCUGGAGCGCUGGGUGUCUGAUCUGUCCGUCCUUCAAAUCAACCGCUUGCUGGACCUGCUACAUCUCUGUGUCUCCUGCUUUGAAUACAAGGGGAAGAAAACUCUGGAGAGGAUCAACAGCCUGACAUUUAAAAAGUCUCAGGACAUGAAGGCCAGACUGGAGGAGGCUAUUCUGGGCACCAUCGGAGCCCGUCAGGAGAUGGUCCGCCAGAGGAGUCCUUAUGGCAGCCAGGAGAAUGUCAGAUGGAGAAAGAAUGUCAGUCACUGGAAGCAAAAUACAGACAGAGUUGACAAAACUAAGGCUGAGGUGGAGCAGGAGUCUGUCGUGGACGGUAACCUUGCCACUGAGGCCUCUCUGAUAGUACUGGACACAUUGGAAAUCAUUGUAAAGACUGUGGUGGCGUCUGAACUGAAGGAGAGCGUUCUCGGUGGGGUGCUGCGAGUGCUUCUCCACAGCAUGGCGGGCAACCAGAGCGCCCUCUUUCUGCAGCAUUGCUUCACUACACAGAGAGCGCUCGUUUACAAGUUCCCAGAGAUGCUGUUUGAAGAGGACACUGAGCUUUGUGCAGACCUGUGUCUGCGCCUCCUGCGACACUGCAGCAGCAGCGUUGGUUCUGUCAGAAGCCACGCAUCAGCAUCUCUUUACCUGCUCAUGAGGCAAAACUUUGAGAUUGGAAAUAACUUUGCCCGAGUGAAAAUGCAGGUCACGAUGUCUCUGUCCUCGCUGGUUGGAACGUCGCAGAACUUCAAUGAAGAACAUCUUCGCAGGUCAUUAAAGACAAUCUUGACCUAUGCUGAGGAAGAUGUAGAGCUGCGUGACACACCUUUUCCAGAGCAGGUCCAGGAUCUGGUCUUCAACCUGCACAUGAUUCUUACCGACACAGUGAAAAUGAAAGAGCAUCAACAGGAUCCUGAAAUGCUCAUUGACCUCAUGUACAGGAUUGCCAAGGGAUACCAGAACUCUCCUGACCUGCGUCUGACAUGGCUGCAGAACAUGGCAGGAAAACACUCUGAGAGAGGAAACCACGCUGAGGCGGCUCACUGUCUGGUCCACAGCGCGGCGCUGGUGGCAGAGUACCUCAACAUGCUGGAGGACUGCCGCUACCUGCCCAUUGGCUGCAAUAUUUCAUCCAACGUAUUAGAGGAGUCGGCUGUGUCCGACGAUGUCUUGUCCCCGGAGGAGGAAGGCAUAUGUGCUGGGAAGUAUUUCAGCGAGUCAGGCCUGGUGGGCCUCCUGGAGCAAGCAGCUGCCUCUUUUAACAUGGCUGCUAUGUAUGAGGCCAUAAAUGAAGUGUACAAGAUACUCCUGCCCAUCCAUGAAGCUAACAGAGACUUCAAAAAGCUGUCUACAGUCCAUGGGAAGCUGCAGGAUGCCUUCAACAAAGUCUACAACCAAAGUUCAGGAUGGGAGAGAAUGUUUGGAACCUACUUCCGAGUUGGUUUCUACGGUUGCCAGUUUGGAGAUUUGGAUGAACAAGAGUUUGAGUUCUACUCAGUCAAGUUUGGGGACGAUGUGGUUGAAAUUAUCAAGGACUCCAACCCAGUGGACAAAAGCAAACUGGAUCCCAAUAAGGUGAUGCGACGUGUGCGUUUGUGUCGGCCCCCGCAGAUUUCAAGGCUUCCGGCCAUACUGAUGACAGUUCUGUUUCAGGCCUACCUCCAAAUCACCUACGUCGAGCCUUACUUUGACACAUACGAGCUGAAAGAAAGAGUCACCUACUUUGACAAGAACUACAACCUGCGGACGUUCAUGUACUGCACUCCCUUCACUCUGGAUGGCCAUGCCCACGGUGACCUGCACGAGCAGUACAAGCGUAAAACCAUCCUGACCACGUCUCACGCCUUCCCCUACAUAAAGACGCGCAUCAACGUCAUCCACAAAGAAGAGAUUAUUCUCGUCCCCAUGGAGGUGGCAAUUGAGGACAUGCAGAAGAAGACCCGGGAGCUCGCCUUCGCCACCAACCAAGACCCCGCCGACCCCAAGAUGCUGCAGAUGGUGCUGCAGGGCUCUGUCGGAACAACAGUCAACCAGGGCCCCCUCGAAGUGGCGCAGGUCUUUCUCUCCGACAUUCCGGAUGACCCAAAGCUGUUUCGCCAUCACAACAAACUACGCCUUUGCUUUAAAGACUUCACUAAGAGGUGUGAGGAUGCCCUGAGGAAGAAUAAGUCCCUGAUUGGGCCAGAUCAGAAGGAAUACCACAGAGAGAUGGAGAGGAACUACAUUAAACUGAAAGACGCCCUGGGUCCUCUCAUCAACCGCAAAAUCCCCCAGCUGUACAGAACCCUGCCAGCUCAGACGAUUCAAACACAACGGAACUCCUUCAGUCGGUCCAGUCUCCGCAAAGUGGACUGUUGAGCUGCACAAUACUGGAAGAGAGCACAGAUCAGUGGACUUUAGAAAUUAGCACCAUCUCAUCCCGUCUGUUCCCCUCCCCCCCUUACACUGCACACCAACUGUCAGACACACACCAUCCUCAUCCUCAUCUUGCUCUUUAUUUUACCCACUCCAUCUGCCCGGCCACCCAGUCAUGACUUAACCCCCCCCCAAAAUGCACCACACACACGCAAACAAACAAACACACACACACA